GAACUGGGCGGAUCCCAACAUUAGGAUGGCCAAGACAUCCAGCUUCCAAUGCGCUGAUGGCAACAGAUAAGUAAAAAGUGAGCUCCUCGGACGCACGACAACACACCAACUGAAGUGGAAAGCUGCUCCUGUUCUGCUCCUUAUCCCAUUUCGGACCCUGCGUAUAAGCCGGUGCGUCAACAGACUGCUGCAGGACUCAAUCAGAAGGAAGAAGAAGUCAGAGUUAAGAAAGCAGCCUCGCCUUUGACUUGUGCGUAAAGUCUGACUACACUCUAUCGACGCCUCUUUUUUUUUGGCUCUUUAUGCCCGUGAUUAAGUAUUGUUUUGUAUUCCUUAUAUGUGGACAAGUCAAACAACAGUUUUUGUUUGCCAUCUCCAAAACUGAAUUUGUCUAAUGACGGCAGAAGUCCAGCAGCCCCCAGCGCAACCUCCUGCCCAGAGCAGCCCGAUGUCUGCUCCGGAGAAGCCGCACGGCCAGACAGCGGUGAUGGAAACCGCCUCUUCCACUACAAAAACCAAAAAGACAAACGCAGGGAUCCGCAGACCGGAGAAACCCCCGUAUUCAUACAUCGCUUUAAUAGUCAUGGCUAUCCAGAGCUCUCCGACCAAGCGCCUGACGCUCAGUGAAAUCUACCAGUUCCUCCAGAGCCGCUUCCCAUUUUUCAGAGGCUCAUACCAGGGAUGGAAGAAUUCCGUGCGUCAUAACUUGUCCCUAAACGAGUGCUUCAUAAAGCUGCCCAAAGGCCUCGGCCGGCCAGGAAAGGGCCACUACUGGACUAUCGACCCGGCGAGUGAGUUUAUGUUCGAGGAGGGCUCAUUCAGAAGGAGACCCAGAGGUUUCAGACGCAAGUGCCAAGCGCUGAAGCCCAUGUACAGCAUGAUGAACGGCCUGGGAUUCAACCAUAUCCCCGAGUCUUACAACUUCCAGGGGAGCGGCGGGGGUCUGUCCUGUCCGCCUAACAGCCUGUCUCUGGACGGCGGGAUCGGGAUGAUGAAUGGACACUUGGCAGGUAACAUGGAUGGGAUGGGUCUGUCCGGACACACCAUGUCUCACUUGUCGACCAACGGAGGACAUUCAUACAUGGGAAGUUGUACAGGAUCCGCUGGGAGUGAUUAUCCCCACCACGACAAUUCCGCCUCCCCUCUGCUAACCAGCGGAGGGGUCAUGGAGCCUCACCCCGUGUACUCGAGUUCCGCCUCGGCGUGGGCUCCGGCGCCAUCGGCCUCUCUGAAUAACGGGGCCUCCUACAUCAAGCAGCAGCCUCUGUCUCCUUGUAAUCCAGGGACCAACCCGCUGCAGCCAAGCCUACCCACACACUCACUGGAGCAACCGUACCUGCACCAGAACGGACACAGCACCACAGAUUUACAAGGUAUUCCUCGGUACCAUUCCCAGUCCCCCAGCAUGUGUGACCGGAAGGAGUUUGUCUUCUCGUUUAACGCCAUGACGUCCUCAGCGAUGCACACACCGAGCACCAGCUCCUACUAUCACCACCAGCAGGUAUCCUACCAAGACAUCAAGCCCUGCGUCAUGUGAUGCCUUCAUGGACACUCUACAGACAAGAGGAUGGUGUCACAGACUCGAGCCUGCGAACAGAGACGAGAAAAAAAUCGAGAAGAAACCACUGAGGGAAAGAAAGGCUCACCUCGGCCCUGCAUGGAGAUGGAGGGAGCACAAUGCCUGAGGUAGACCGGACUACUUUUCUGUACUAACGGCAAAGACCCGGAGGCAGACCAACCAUAAAUCAAAUCAAUAAUAAUAAGAAUAAUACAUAAUAAAUAAUGACACAUUUUGGUGACAUCAUCAUCAAGCAGCAGGGUACAGACUGGGUGUAUGAAUCCUUGCUGCUGUUUGGUACGAAGUCCUGCGCAGAGGAUGACUACCACAUCACACUUUGUUUAAUCCUCGUGUUAAAGUAGGCCCAUGUAAAAAAAAAAAAAAAAAAAAAAUGCACACGUCCAUUUUCUCCACCUGAACUUUUUACUUCUCUUUUCUAUGACUUUUUUGGACUUCGAUACAAGUGUUUAAUUUUAAAAUGAACUUUUUUUGGACAUCACAUAUUUAUGUCCAUAUUUACUGUCUACAAACGAUGAAGGCACUUUUUUGAAUAGCCUAUAAGCGCAGCGUUUUAUUUAUUCUGUAGGCCGACGUAUUUUAAUUUCAGGCGAAUUGGCCAAGGAGGUAUCUGCUUUAUUGGCAAUAUUUGUCAGGACGCUUGUUAUUUGUUUUAAAUGAAAAUGGAGGAUAUAUUGUAAGCACUGUUAUGUCGUUUGUGUUAGAUAUACGUAGAACAUUACUUCCAGCACUGUAUACUUGUAUAUGGAAAAUUAGCAAAGGUCCAUCAGUGGGGGCUAAUCUUUUGGCUUUAAUACAUCAAAUCAUUUGUAAAAAAUAAAAGUUUAUGUUUUGGGCUUUUUCGGCCUAAAUCCACCAAAA
Molecule: messenger RNA, 2437 nt
Organism: Notolabrus celidotus (New Zealand spotty)
Lineage: Eukaryota; Metazoa; Chordata; Actinopteri; Labriformes; Labridae
Gene: foxf1
Product: forkhead box F1
Exons: 2
Coding region: 395-1537 (380 amino acids)
Biological process (GO): regulation of transcription by RNA polymerase II; animal organ morphogenesis
Cellular component (GO): nucleus
Molecular function (GO): RNA polymerase II cis-regulatory region sequence-specific DNA binding; DNA-binding transcription factor activity, RNA polymerase II-specific
Source: RefSeq, a predicted model, not a curated record